GACACAUGCAUAGCUCUUAGCUUCUGUGUUAGAAGUUGUUGAGCUCCUUCUGGAAAUAUUUUCAAUUACUUUAAGUAAAGUGUAAACGCACAUGAAUGGCAGCUUAUCGAGAACUACCUUGUAACCAGUACACAGGUACAGCUACUGCUCUUCAGAAAUUGGAAGGUUUUGCUAGCCGAUUAUUUCACAGACACUCUAAAGGUUCUGCACAUGAUCAGAAAACAGCUCUGGACAAUGACAGCCUUCAUUUUUCUGAACAUACUGCCUUAUGGGACAGAUCAAUGAAAGAAUUUCUAGCCAAAGCCAAAGAAGACUUUUUGAAAAAAUGGGAGAAUCCUCCUCCGAAUAAUGCUGGGCUUGAAGAUUUUGAAAGGAAAAAAACACUUGGGACAGGUUCAUUUGGAAGAGUCAUGUUGGUGAAACAUAAAGCCACUGAGCAGUAUUAUGCUAUGAAGAUCUUAGAUAAGCAAAAGGUUGUUAAACUGAAGCAAAUAGAGCAUACUUUGAAUGAGAAAAGAAUAUUACAAGCCGUGAAUUUUCCUUUUCUUGUUCGACUGGAGUAUUCUUUUAAGGAUAAUUCUAAUUUAUACAUGGUUAUGGAAUAUGUCCCUGGGGGUGAAAUGUUUUCACAUCUAAGAAGAAUUGGAAGGUUCAGUGAGCCCCAUGCACGUUUCUAUGCAGCUCAGAUAGUGCUAACAUUUGAGUACCUCCAUUCACUAGACCUCAUCUACAGAGAUCUAAAACCUGAAAAUCUCUUAAUUGACCAUCAAGGUUAUAUCCAGGUGACAGACUUUGGGUUUGCCAAAAGAGUUAAAGGCAGAACCUGGACAUUAUGUGGCACCCCAGAGUAUUUGGCUCCAGAAAUAAUCCUGAGCAAGGGGUACAAUAAGGCAGUGGACUGGUGGGCAUUAGGAGUGCUGAUCUAUGAAAUGGCAGCUGGCUACCCUCCAUUCUUUGCAGACCAACCAAUUCAGAUUUAUGAAAAGAUUGUUUCUGGAAAGGUCCGAUUCCCAUCUCACUUCAGUUCAGAUCUCAAAGAUCUUCUAAGGAACCUGCUACAGGUGGAUUUGACAAAGCGAUUUGGGAAUCUAAAGAAUGGUGUAAGUGACAUAAAAACUCACAAAUGGUUUGCCACAACAGAUUGGAUUGCUAUUUACCAGAGGAAGGUUGAAGCUCCAUUCAUACCAAAGUUUAGAGGCUCUGGAGAUACCAGCAACUUUGAUGAUUAUGAAGAAGAAGAUAUCCGUGUCUCUAUAACAGAAAAAUGUGCAAAAGAAUUUUGUGAAUUUUAGAGAGGAGCCACAAGGUGACAUCAGAGCUCACACUCAAUCUUUUGCACUCUGUUGAGAGAGAAGGUGGAACUGAGACCAUCCUUGUUGACGCAGUUACCUAGUUCCUUCAUUCCAGUGACUGAGUGAGUCUUGGCCAUCGUCCGUGUGCACUCUGCAUCCACCUCUGUAACAAGGCACCGCUGAGGAAACUUUGUCUGUGCCAUAACACGGUACUACACCCUUUCCAUCUUCUGUUUGGUUUAUCUUUCUCCUCUCUUCCUACAUCCAUUUCUCGCUUUUCCCUUCUUCUUAUUUUUUUUUCUCUAAACUGCUCCAUUGUAUUUUGUUGAUGUUUCAGAUGGGCAGUGUUAUGGCUAUAUGAUAUUUGAAGGGAAGAAUAAGUGUUGCUUUUAGUAAUUCUUGCCAAUGUUUUUGUUGGUCAAGACUUAAAGGUAAACUUUUGAUUAUUUUUAUUUGAGUAGCUCAGACUCAGUUUUGCCAAAAUUCUUGACAGUUUUUGAAGAUAGAAUGUCUUAUCACCAAGGAUAUUUAUACAAAUUAAGGCAGUAACUUUCUUGGAAUUCACUAUUCUGGCAAUAAAUUUGGAUAGACUAAAGAAGCUAGAUCCAGCAGUUUGUAUUUCUAUAGUUCCACAGGUUUGUUUCCCUUAACUUUUUUUAUAUCACCCUCUCCUUAUAUAAUUAAGUGACCAUAGCCUGUGCAGUAUAACAAAUAUGUUUCAUUCAACAGGAAAAAUUAAUGAUAUGAAUCAUUACCCAGAUUCUCUCACCUGGUACCAGCAUUGCUGCUGCAGGUAUUAGAGACGAGUUCUAUGGUUUCUGAAUCUUUACUCUUCAAAAAUGAUUUUAGCCAGUAUUUUAGCAGAACAUGACUAACAAAAGUGACAAAUUUUAAAGUUUCUCAAAUAGUUCUCAUUGUAAACUUUUUAAAGGAAAAGCAAACUAAAAAAAAACUUUGGUUUGAAAUACUUUCCUAAAUCAAAUGAAUGGCUUGAUUCUUACAAAUAGUAAAGAGGUAUUUUUAUUUAAAUGAAGUUUUUUAUUUGUUUAAUUUUGUAACAGUUAUGAACAAAAGAAGUUGGUAUCAGCUAUUUUUGUGGUGUACCAUAAUUGUAAGUCUGAGGUAGGGGCACUGUUGCAAUUUCCGCUUUCAUCCCAUGCCUCCUAAAUGAGACAGGGGGACCGCAUUUAUGAAACCACCACAGUUAUAUUUUAUUUUGAGGUGUGAUAUUUUUAGAUAUGUCAUCAUUUCUAACCUCUUUUUUCUUUUUUAAAACAGAAUGUAUGAUCAUGCAGAUAUAAUUUUAGUAUUUUAGUUCAUUUUUAAUACUUUUUGCCAGCUGACAACAACAGUGCUGUCGUGCAGAAAUGUAAGCACUUUUGCACAUUUAGUUUAGUGUUUGUUGAGGCUCCAUGGAUUAACUCGGUUUCUUUACUAUUUUUUUUUCCCCUUUGCUUUCAGUUUUCCUUUAUGGCUUAAAUCUGUGUGUCUCAGUGACCUGUCUUAAAACAAUACACCAAAACAGUUUAAAGUAAACUGCAUUCAUUUUUAUGAUCAAUUUACAUGCAUACAAAAUGAAUUUUUUUAACCAAACUGAUUUUAAUGUAUAUAACCAUCCUAUUUGUUGCGUUAUUGGUGCAGGUAGGUCACUGACACUACUUCUUUCCAUCUGUACCAUACCUUUGUGAAACCUUUGAAGAUGUUGAAAAAUCCUGUCUGGGAUGUUUUCUCUACCAGUCUGUAUAUCUUUCAAUUGUCAAGUGUUUCUGCAUGGCAAUGUCACAUACCAGCUGAUACUUACUUCAGUUGGUCCACCUAUCUUUCAAAUGUGUAAGAAAAUUUUGAAAUAUUCUACUGUAGCAAGUUUUAUGUAACAAUACUAUAUCAUCAUGUUAAUAAAUUUAAAACCAUUAUUUGUAUAAAAUAUUUUAAUUAACUUUUUUGUAUUUCAUUUAGACCCAAGAACAUGCUGAUCAUCGUGUCCUAUAUGUAUGCUACAAAUUCUAUGGUAGCUUUGUUGUAUAUUAUUGUAAAAUUAUUUUUAGUAAAUCAUGGGGAUGACAAUUUGAUUAUUACAACUUAGUUUUCAGUAAUUAAAAAGAUUUCUAUGAAUGCUAAAAAUAUUUUUUUCUAUGAAAUUACUAAUGCCCAGCUACAGACUCUACCUAGUUAAAUGACCCCUAGGCAUACAUUGGAUUUGAGAGCUCUUCAAUCAUUCCAUGUUACCCUCUAUUAAAAGGACACAAGCAAGCUUUCAAAUAUGUCAGGGGGUGUCUAUUUCUAACUAAUCAAAUACACUUAAUUAUAAUAUUUUUUAAGUAUAUGAAAUUUACGUUUCAGCCACAAUUUAGCCAAGAACAAGAUAAAAACUUGAAUAAGAAAUAAGUGGCAUAAAUCAGUAUUUAACUUCAAAUUACAUUAUUUGAAACAGAAGAAAUUAUGAUUUUGCUCCAUACACAAUGAGAUAGCGUUGUAUAAGAAGGAGCCCUAGACUGAAAGUCAAGACAUCUGAGUUAAAGCUGGCCUACUAUCAGCAAGAUCUUGGCCUCAGUUCUCUUAUCUAUGAAAUGGAAGAGUUGGAUUAGGCAGUUUCUAAAGUUCCUUCUAACUUGCACAUGUUAUAACAAGAUGCUCUUUUUAUCUGAUAUUUUGAAAGGAUAUUCUGCUUUGAAGUCUCAGUAAGGCAGUAUAUUUUAGAGCAUCUUUCUUCUUAUCUCUGACAGCG
Messenger RNA from Tupaia belangeri chinensis (Chinese tree shrew), 4017 nucleotides. RefSeq names its product protein kinase cAMP-activated catalytic subunit beta (gene PRKACB). Gene Ontology annotation, molecular function: ATP binding; cAMP-dependent protein kinase activity. Bases 96 to 1292 code for a protein of 398 amino acids. The record is from RefSeq and is a predicted model, not a curated record. Gene Ontology annotation, biological process: protein phosphorylation. NCBI's taxonomy places the organism in Eukaryota, Metazoa, Chordata, Mammalia, Scandentia, Tupaiidae. Gene Ontology annotation, cellular component: cytosol; cAMP-dependent protein kinase complex; nucleus. The transcript has 10 exons.